GUUUUAAUAAGCCUACUGAAAACGCACUGGAAACGCAGGCUUGCAUAGUUGUUUUGCCGAAUUGGUAGAUUGAUCGGUUAUGAAACGGGAAUUGAAAAGAGAAAAGUUGAACGACAUAUUUGAUAAUAUUUUAGCUGGAAUUAAAUCUUAAUAUCAGUCAAAUACAAAUACAGUGAAAAUUAGCACUGCCAAAUGGAUAAAGCUGUCAGUUUACCGAAUCAACCUGACAAAUUAACCACAGUUACACUGGUGGAAACUAACAGCAAUCCAAAUGGACUGGAGCUGGUGAGCUCUUAUCACACCAACCGACUUGGAGAUCCCACGGACCUCGUCGCUCUGGCUCAGCAGGUUCAGAAGGGAGACCAAUUUGUCCGAGCGAACGCUUGCAACAGGUUGACCGUCAUUGCCGACCAAAUAAGAUACUUACAGGAGCAAGCAAGAAAGGUGUUAGAGGAUGCGAAGAGGGAUGCCGAUCUCCACCAUGCAGCCUGCAAUGUUGUGAAGAAGCCCGGAAACAUGUACUACCUGUACAUGCGCGAAUCUGGCCAGCGUUACUUCUCUAUCCUCUCCCCGAAGGAAUGGGGUCCUAGCUGUCCACACAAGUUCCUCGGUGCUUACAAAUUGCAGUACGACAUGUCCUGGACACCGCUGGAAGACGUCGAGAAACAGGAAGCUGAAAUCAGUGUGAUGGACAAACUCCUGAACAGUCAAACCGCUCUUCCGGCCAGUGCAGAGCUGAACUUUGACGGUCUUCCAAACUGAGCAUGUGUACAUAUACGACAUAAUCUGUUAACUGCAAAAAUAAAUAAAUAAAUAAAUACAUGCUUGCCCAUUUAAACACGUUUACAAGAAAUGAAGUAAUCGGAUAUACAUGUGUGAAUCAGUGGUCUGUAUUCUGUUUCUGUACUAAACCUACAGAAGAACGGACAUGCUUUAUUAUUUAUUUCAGGGGUUUGUAGUUGCAAUUGCACAUUAAUUCUGCCCUUCUUUGUGCCGUCUCAAGUUUGAAAGAGAUUUUUAGAGCGUUAAGCCAGAUUAACAGUAUACAUGCUUCGAAUCACCUGAUUUGAAACAAAAAUCCAUACUCUAUCGUAAUUCUAAUCCGAUCUAAAUGAGUGUCCUGUUCCGUUCGACUCGGAUUUUAAUUAUGAUGUUCGCAUUAGUGUUUGGUGAUGAGGGAUAAUACUGUAUAGCACAGUCAUGAAAGAAGCCAUUCACACCUUACGCAGGGAACUGUGUAAAAUGUUCUGUAAGGACAUUUUUUUUUGGAAAGAGUCUAAAGUGUCAGUGCUUUGUAACAUUUUGUUUUGGGGUUUUUUUUUUCAGUUCCAUAGUUCUAAGCUGUGUGACUUGUGGUCACCGAGCGUGAAAAUUUGUACGAUCUGCGAAAUCUUUUUUUUUUUUUUCAUUUUAAGAAUAAAAAUACAAGUGUGCGAUUCUA
Ictalurus punctatus (channel catfish) is the source of this 1441-nucleotide messenger RNA. It is a transcript of the gene c21h1orf50, whose product is annotated as chromosome 21 C1orf50 homolog. The transcript has 5 exons. Lineage: Eukaryota; Metazoa; Chordata; Actinopteri; Siluriformes; Ictaluridae. Bases 193 to 762 code for a protein of 189 amino acids. The record is from RefSeq and is a predicted model, not a curated record.